This is a messenger RNA of Arachis ipaensis, 762 nucleotides long. Lineage: Eukaryota; Viridiplantae; Streptophyta; Magnoliopsida; Fabales; Fabaceae. The record is from RefSeq and is a predicted model, not a curated record.
AUGAAUGAUUCAACUUCAAAUCAGUUGAAUGAGAACGAUUUGGUUUAUUCUUUUGAAACGAAUCAUGCUGAUGAGACCAGCUGUAUUGUGGAUGAAAAAUAUGUCCCAAAGGUGGUGGGGAUGAUUUUCAAGACACUAGAAGAAACUGAAAAGUUCUACAAACAUUAUUCCAAACUUGCCGGUUUUUCUACUAAAAUAAGGAACACAACUCGGGACGGAGACAAGAUUAAGAAUCAAUUAAUCGACGUUGGUCUUUGGACAAUUUUCAAAGUUGUUCUGAAUCACUCAUAUCCUUGCUGUCCAAACCGGGCAGAGAUGCUCAAACAACACAGGGAGCUUAACAUGUUUGUGCGUCGCACCAUCGAAACCAACAAGGAAGCCGAAAUCAGAUCGAGCAAAACUUAUCAAUCAUUUGUGGCAGCAGCUGGCAGCCACCGUGAACUAAGUUUUAUAGAAAAAGAUGUGAGGAAUUACAUCACAAGGGAAGUACGGAAUAUUUCCAAACAAAAUGAUGCUAAAGAAUUUGGGAAGUACCUACUAAGAAUGAAAGAGAAGAACCAAAAUUUCUUUUUUGAGCUUAACCUUGAAGGCGAUAACUGCAUUAAACAUGCAUUCUGGGCCGAUGCAAGAAGCAAGGCCGCAUUUGAGUAUUUCGGAGACGUGAUUUCAUUUGACACCACCUAUAACACAAAUAGGUUCCUUUGUGGGUGUGAAUCACCAUGGUCAAUCGACCCUUCUCAGAUGCGCGCUGUUGAAAAAUGA